Messenger RNA from Tachysurus fulvidraco (yellow catfish), 6365 nucleotides. It is a transcript of the gene aak1b, whose product is annotated as AP2 associated kinase 1b. Gene Ontology annotation, biological process: protein phosphorylation. Lineage: Eukaryota; Metazoa; Chordata; Actinopteri; Siluriformes; Bagridae. Gene Ontology annotation, molecular function: ATP binding; protein kinase activity. The record is from RefSeq and is a predicted model, not a curated record. Bases 912 to 4103 code for a protein of 1063 amino acids. The transcript is spliced from 21 exons.
AUGCGUACGACGAUUGCGUACUGACAGCUAGUAUUUGUCGCUAGAUUUGCGACAUCGAUUUUUUCCCCCCCAAUAGAAAUGAAAUCUCAAUCCUGAAAAUGAACCUUUAGUUUAAAAAUUCGCGUCUGCCGAUGGAAAUCGUCAGCGCUGUACAUAUCAUUAUCUUUGUUAUGAAUUUCUCGGGGUACCUGCACAGGCUAAGCUGAUAGUUUAGUUUACAUCAGUCCGUGUUAUAGCUGGUUAGCUUAGCCGGUUUGGAUUAGCCAGGUUUUUUUUUUUAUAUGUAUAUAUUUGUGCUUUUAUUUAACGGACGUUAAUAAAGUAAUGUUAGAGAUGUGUGAUCCUAUUGCGCCGUGAUAUGGUGUUCGGCUGUGUUUACUGUUACGUUGCUAGCUGGCUAACCGCAGUCUGUCAUCCGUCAGACAGAGCGUUAGCAAUAGCGUUAGCUCGCUGAAUGAGCGGAAUUUCAGUCGAGCACAAAUAGGCACGAAAACAUCCCCAGCUUUCUUUCUUCAUCUCACAGGAAUAUGCUUUAAGGUCGGGAAAGAUGUGUUAUCGUUUUCCUCAGGGGUUUAUCUGAGUGUCAUUGGACAAUUUAGCUCUUUAUUUGUUGUUGUUGCAUGCUUUAAUAUUGCUAGAUAAAGCUAACAACAGAUAACUGGAAACAGAUGUUGGAGAACCGUUAUUACCAUAAAUGCUAUAAUAUACGACGCCGUGAAUUAUAAAGGAUUAUAUAACGCUACCGAACAAUGUCUCUUAAGGCACCUGAGGCAGCGUCAGAUUUGUAUUAAAGGGGCUUCGGAUCUAUUACACAUUCCCUAUUAACGCUACUGGAGCCCUGGUAUUUAAUUUGAGGUCAUUUCUGAUAACCCUAUCCCUGACGAGUUGGUAUCUCAGUGAAGAAUCUGAGGAUGAAGAAGUUCUUCGACUCUCGGAGGGAGCUGGUUAGUGUUGGUCCUGGUUCUGGAGGUGGAGGAGGAUCCAGUGGAGUCGGUGGGAACUUCAUUGGAAGGACCUUCAUCAUUGGACAUCAUCAGGUCACCGUGGAGGAAACCCUCGCUGAAGGUGGUUUCGCCAUUGUGUUUUUGGUUCGGACCAACCAGGGUGUUCGGUGUGCACUGAAGAGAAUGUACGUGAAUAACGAACACGAUCUGCAGGUGUGUCGCCGCGAAAUUCAAAUCAUGAGGGAUCUCUCAGGCCAUAAGAACAUCGUGGGCUACGUGGAUUCGAGCGUGACGGCUGUAGGCGGCGGUGAUGUAUGGGAGGUUCUUAUCCUCAUGGACGUAUGCAAAGGCGGUCAGGUGGUGAAUCUGAUGAACCAGCGCCUUCAGACGGGAUUCACAGAGACAGAAGUGUUGCAGAUUUUCUGUGAUACAUGUGAAGCUGUAGCUCAACUGCACCAGUAUAAAACUCCCAUAAUACAUCGGGACCUUAAGGUGGAGAAUAUCCUGUUGCAUGAUCAGGGUCAUUAUGUACUGUGUGAUUUUGGCAGCGCUACCAAGAAGUUCCAAAACCCCCAGAGUGACGGAGUGACUGUUGUGGAAGAAGAGAUAAAAAAGUACACCACUCUCUCAUACCGAGCUCCUGAGAUGGUGAACCUGUAUAACGGUAAACUUAUCACAACCAAAGCAGACAUCUGGGCUCUGGGUUGCUUGCUGUAUAAGCUGUGCUUUUUCUCGUUGCCUUUCGGAGAGAGUCAGGUGGCUAUAUGUGACGGGAGCUUCACCAUCCCGGAUAACUCCCGUUACUCCUCCGACAUGCACUGUCUGAUCCGCUACAUGCUGGAGCCCGAUCCGGAUAAACGGCCCGAUAUUUAUCAGGUGUCUCACUUUGCUUUCCGACUUGCUCGACGUGAAUGUUCUGUCCAAAACACACAGAAUUCCCCUCUUCCCACCAAGCUCCCCGAGCCAAUAAGAGCAAGUGAGGCAGCAGCGGCAAAGAAGAGCCAAACACAGACCAAGGCCAGACUCACAGAUCCCAUUCCCACUACUGAGACAUCCAUCACGCCACGUCAGAGGCCCAAAGCUGCUCAGGCUCAGCCAAUAGGGGGUGUCCUGCAAAUCCAACCUGCUGCACUGACACCACGCAAGAGAGGUACACCUAUACACUCAGCUGUGAGUGUGAAUUUGGCCCAGCCAGCCGCAGCACUGCAGUCCCAGAUGACACACUCCUCUACCCAGCCUCAGCACAAACAGCCUGUGCAGCCAAUCCCAGUCUCAAUACCUGUAUCCGGAAGUGUAACUCCACCGGUGACAAGCCCCGCCCCUCCAGCAGUAACAAGUCCUGCUCCUCAGAAAACCAUGCCCACUCCGUCGAGUCCGGUUCCACCCACUGCUCCAGCACGUAGUGCCAAGCGCAAACAACAACAACAAAAUCAACAGCCACCAGCACAACAUCAAAUACAGCCUCUUGCAGCACAGCCACUUGAAGCCACAACUACACCCACCCCACCUGUCCAACCCUCUGCUGGGGAAAUGCCUACCAAUAUGGGCCUCUCCCAAACCCCGCCUUCUUCCCCAAAGACCCAGAAGGCGGGGCAUAGACGCAUCCAGAGUGAUGUCACACACAGUGCAAUGGUUGGUGUGUCCGCAAGCCAGUCAACGCAGCAGCUACAGGCUGCUACUGCUGAGGCCAACCUCAACAAAUCCAAGUCAGCCAGCGCCACUCCAUCCAACUCACCACAGUCUUCCCAGCAGAGUGUGUAUGAAUCCGGUCAGCAGUGUGGAUCCACCACUUCCGUCUCAAAUCUCGUUACCACUUCUGCCCAAAGUCUUGCCACUUCUUCUGCCCCUCCUGCCCCGAGUCUAAGCACACCUUCCGCUCAGAGUCUUGGCAACACAGCUGCUUUGAGUCUUAGUGCCCUGGACCAGCCGACCUGGAACCCCUUCGGAGAUGACAACUUCUCCAAACUGACUGCAGAGGAACUGCUUAACAAAAACUUUAGCAAACUCUCCAAAGAAACUGCAGAGCCUCCAAGCAUUUGCACAGAGGAACUUCUCACUGGACUGGACUCUGUUGAACCCAUUACUCAGCCUUUAGCUGAAAGACCUGCUGAUAUCCUGGGGUUGGAUUCAGGUGCCGAUUUACUGACGGUACCCGAAAAGCUAAUAGAAGGCCUGAAGUCUCCAGACGCAUCUCUUAUGCUGCCUGAUCUCCUGUCACUGUCUGACCCAUUCGGCAGUUCUGUAGAAGACAUGAGAGAUGGAAGUGCUGAGGUGUGUGUCGACUCGCUGAUUCCAGGGCUGGAGGCUCCACAGGUUCAUUCCGUGCAGUCGGAUGCAGUGAGGACAGACACUCUGAGUGGAGAAGACUCUCUAUUGGGCAGUCCUUUCUCCUCUGGCCCCGCCCCCUAUCUAGAUGAAUUUGCACCGGUGUCAGGUGGAUCUGUCCACAGCAUGACAGACUCGACAUGCUUGAUCUCUGGCUUUGAGCCACCGGGUUCAGACAAAAGUGCAGAUGACGAGUUUGACCCGAUCCCAGUGCUAGUCUCCAAAACGUCUCAAGGUGAGCCAAUCAGCAUGAAUGGUUACAUACCUGGAGCUCAGGAACAGGACAAGGAGAAGGAAGAAACUUUCACUAUCGUCCCCUCUGCGGAUGUUUUCUCCCUUGCUCCCUUUCCUUCCCGGCAGCAAGACGUUUUCCUACAGGCUCCGUUUGGGACUCGUAAUAAUGUUUCUGUGCUGCAGCAGCCAGUGACUGCGAAUUAUGCCAUAUCCAGUGCGAGACAGCAGCCAAUCACUGCGCAUGGUGUCGGCCCACGUCCAGUUAUGGCUGUCAGACAGCAACCAAUCAACGUGCCCCAUGUAGCACACCAUGUCUUUUCCAGUGUCAAACAGCAGCCAGAGACAGCGCACCGUGUGGUGUCCAAUGUUGGACAGCAGCCAAACACAGCGCACCGUGUUGUGUCCAGUGUGGGACAGCAGCCAAUCACAGCGCACCGUGUGGUUUCCAGUGUGGGACAGCAGCCAAUCACAGCGCACCGUGUUGUGUCCAGUGUGGGACAGCAGGCUGCGGUUGGCUCUGUCUCUGUUGGACCGCUUUAUUCCUGGACUUUGGAUGUCAGAACAUCAGUUCAUCCCAGGUAUCAUCAGGAGAAGCCUUAAUGUCCUACACAAACAUUUUCCGAAGCCGUGUCAGUUUAUGAAGUUUUGCAGGAUUAACGGCCUUUUUACAGCAAACAUGCUGCAGUGAAAUUAGUGUUUAUUUUACAGAGAUGGCGCAGGCCUGAGUUUUCAGUUCUCUCCAAAAUCAUUUUUUUAGUGCAUCACGGUGUGUGUGACGUGUUCAGACAGACAUUGUGAAGUCAUAUCAACAAGUCUGGUUUGAGAGUUUCCAGGAUUCUCUGACAUCAGAAGUGACAUCUUCAGCAUUGGGCUGGCUGCUCCAUACGUACAUGUUUUUUUUUCUUCUUUUUUUUCAUCAUGCAAAAAAAUUCUGUAAAUAUGUUGUAAAGGAAAUACUGUGGACGUGAUAUUUACACUUCAGGCACAGUGUUAUCCCAGUGAUGUGUAGGACUGUAGGAGGUCUCAACUACCUUCUUCCUCUCUGCAGCACUUUAUUUCCACUAUACUUCUCAUGUAAACCUCAUUAAUGCAGUUUUAUCACCUCCGGUACACAUCUUUUUUUUUCUAUGCAUUUUUGUAGGUUAUUGCUUAUCUGUAUUAACUGCACCAGUAUUUAGGUCUAUACUCAAUUUUGAAAUGAAGGAGAAAUGUGAAGGAAGCAUAUCAAACCCACAUUUCAUUAUUAAUCUGUAUCCUUUUUUCACAAAGCUGCUUGUGAUCGUUCUAUCAUGCAAAACUCCAGAAGAUUUAUUUUUGAUUGCAAAUCCAUCUCCCCUAGCCCCGCUCCUCAGGUCUCCUGAACCAUUCACAUGGCCCCGCCCCUCAGGUCUCCUGAACCAUUCACAUGGCCCCGCCCCUCAGGUCUCCUGAACCAUUCACAUGGCCCCGCCCCUCAGGUCUCCUGAACCAUUCCCAUUGCCCCACCCCUCAUUUCUACGGUACUGAACCAUUCCCAUGGCGCUGCCCCUCAGCUCUUCUGAACCAUUCCUUUGGCCCCACCCCUCAGGUCUCCUGAACCAUUCUGGCCCCACAUGCUAAUCUUUCUGGAGCCUCAUGCCUCAGUUCUUUAGCAUCAUUACACUGUCCCGUCCCUCAAUGCUUCGUAGCUAUUUUCUGGCCCCACCCCCAACCUCCCUGCCACCACUCUCCUGGCUCCACCCCUCAACACUAGAAAUAUUUCUCUGGACUCACCUCAUUAUUCUGGAGCCAUUUCAUUGGCUCCUCCCCUCAUUUGCAUGGAGCUAUUCCCCUGUUUCUGCCCCUCAGCUUUCUGGAGGCAUUUGCUCUGCAAAACUGUAAGAUAUAUAGCUGUACUAUAGGGACUGUACUCUUAUAAUUCAGCUGCAGCUUUAAGACUGUGGUUCGUAACAUAAGAAGAAAGAUAACAUUUAUAGAAUAACAUUUAAACAUAACCGCUCAUCACAUUCAGUACAUUCGUGUCAAUGUCUUAUUAACAUGUUCUUUGUAGAAAAUUCUCAAAGAUGCAAGCAGGAAAAUUAAAAAAUGUAUUAUCCAAACUACACGGAUGCAGUAACACCAUUGACUACGCCAUUAUACCUCUGUAUCUCUCCGCAUUUACCUCUGAAAUUAAUGCGGACGUUAAAGACAGCAGGAUUUCAGAUGUAAAGAGGAAAAAUGUUGGACGUUAAAUAAGGCAGAGGAUGAAGAGUGGAGAAAGCAAUGAGAACAGGUCAAGGUUACAUAGGACAGGUUAUAUAGGUCAAGUUAUGUAGGACAUUUUUUAAAGCAACUUCUAGGAUUUUGAUACAUUUUUUGCCUUGAUAUUGUGUCAUUUUGUCUGUUAGUUUGUCAGUGAAUGACUCACGUUAUUAUGUAUAAAUAUAAAGUUUGUUCUUUAUUGCUGAUCUCAAUAAAAAAGAUGGAGGGGAAUUUUAAAUCACUUCUGUGAGACAAAGCACAGGCUUCAGUUCCUGCUGUGUUCAUUGGCAGUGUACGCAUCUGCUGUCAGAUUCUGCUGGCUUUCAGAGACGGUCUAUUUCCACUCUCACGUCACUUACCAUCUAAAUGUCUCAGAGUGAAACCUGCUGUGUCAGCACAGGCUCGAGAGGAGAUCGAAUUGUUUCCACUUUCCUUUUAUAAGUAAUGGAGUAAACACGCCAAGAUGCGCUUAAUAAACUACCAAUAGAAGGGACAGAAACUGCUAUUCACUUGCGUCUGUCUGUGUCUCUAUGUAUGUAUCCAUUUCUGUUUCUCUAUGCAUGUCUGUAUAUCUGUUUAUGCGGCACAGACUGAGACUGAGGGUAAAACUCUGGCUUAACAUUAAAGAAAAACAAUAAUAAA